GGCGCCCUUUGCGCCGGGAAGCCGGAGCCGCGAUUGGGCGACGGUCCCUGAGCCUCCAGGUCCGUGUCGGUUUCAAGGCUCCUCCCUCCUGGUGAAAGACAGACUGCGGGGCGCCUGGAAACCGGUCCGAGGGCGCGCGAGGGAGAGGAGAGCUAGCGAGUUGAGGGAUUGACACAAAUGGUCAGGCGGCGGCGGCGGAGAAGGAGGCGGAGGCGCUGGGGGGAGCCGAGGCCGCUGGGCUGCCGAGAGUUGCGCGCUCUACCCGGCCGCGGCCACUAGCGCGGCGCCGCCAGCCGGGAGCCAGCCAGCCGAGGGCCAGGAAGGCGGGACGCGACCCCGGCGCGCCCGAGCCACCCGGGCUCUCCCCGCCGCCCGCGCUUCAUGAAUCGCAAGUUUCCGCGGCGGCGGCGGCUGCGGGGCGCAGAGCGGGAGACGGGGGAGCGGGCCGAGCGCGGCUCGGGCUCGACGGAGGGCACCGGCGCGGAGGAGAUCUCCCCGGCCGCAGGGGGAGCCGCCGCCCGCCGCGCCACCACCCACCCCAGCCGAGCGGCGCCAAGAAAGGAGCUGAAAAAGUAUGGCUGAGGAGGAGGCGCCUAAGAAGUCCCGGGCCGCCGGCGGCGGGAGCUGGGAACUUUGUGCCGGGGCGCUCCCGGCGGGGCCGGUGGCAGAGGGGAGCUGGGACUCUGGCCACCGCCGCCGCCCCCCAGCUGGCUCCGGGCGCUUGGCGCGCUGGCUACUGCUGCUGCUUUGGCUGCUGGAAGCUCCGCUGCUGCUUGGGGUCCGGGCGCAGGCGGCGGGCCAGGGGCCCGGGCCAGGUCAGCAGCCCCCGCCGCCGCCGCCUCAGCAGCAACAGAGCGGGCAGCAAUACAACGGCGAGCGGGGCAUCUCCAUCCCGGACCACGGCUACUGCCAGCCCAUCUCCAUCCCGCUGUGCACGGACAUCGCGUACAACCAGACCAUUAUGCCCAACCUGCUGGGCCACACGAACCAGGAGGACGCGGGCCUCGAGGUGCACCAGUUCUACCCGCUGGUGAAGGUGCAGUGCUCGGCCGAGCUCAAGUUCUUCUUGUGCUCCAUGUACGCGCCGGUGUGCACGGUGCUGGAGCAGGCGCUGCCGCCCUGCCGCUCCCUCUGCGAGCGCGCGCGCCAGGGCUGCGAGGCGCUCAUGAACAAGUUCGGCUUCCAGUGGCCGGACACGCUCAAGUGCGAGAAGUUCCCGGUGCACGGCGCGGGCGAGCUGUGCGUGGGCCAGAACACCUCCGACAAGGGCACGCCGACGCCCUCGCUGCUGCCCGAGUUCUGGACCAGCAACCCCCAGCACGGCGGUGGGGGGCACCGCGGCGGCGGCUACCCGGGGGGCGCCGGCGCGUCGGAGCGCGGCAAGUUCUCCUGCCCGCGCGCCCUCAAGGUGCCUUCCUACCUCAACUACCACUUCCUGGGGGAGAAGGACUGCGGCGCGCCCUGCGAGCCGACCAAGGUGUACGGGCUCAUGUACUUCGGGCCCGAGGAGCUGCGCUUCUCGCGCACCUGGAUCGGCAUCUGGUCGGUGCUGUGCUGCGCCUCCACGCUCUUCACGGUGCUCACGUACCUGGUGGACAUGAGGCGCUUCAGCUACCCCGAGCGGCCCAUCAUCUUCCUGUCGGGCUGCUACACGGCCGUGGCCGUGGCCUACAUCGCCGGCUUCCUGCUGGAGGACCGGGUGGUGUGUAACGAGAAGUUCUCCGAGGACGGGGCGCGCACCGUGGCGCAGGGCACCAAGAAAGAGGGCUGCACCAUCCUCUUCAUGAUGCUCUACUUCUUCAGCAUGGCCAGCUCCAUCUGGUGGGUGAUCCUGUCGCUCACCUGGUUCCUGGCGGCCGGCAUGAAGUGGGGCCACGAAGCCAUCGAGGCCAACUCGCAAUAUUUUCACCUGGCCGCCUGGGCCGUGCCGGCCAUCAAGACCAUCACCAUCCUGGCGCUGGGCCAGGUGGAUGGCGACGUGCUGAGCGGGGUGUGCUUCGUGGGGCUCAACAAUGUGGACGCGCUGCGGGGCUUCGUGCUGGCGCCUCUCUUCGUGUACCUGUUCAUCGGCACGUCCUUUCUGCUGGCCGGCUUCGUGUCGCUCUUCCGCAUUCGCACCAUCAUGAAGCACGAUGGCACCAAGACCGAGAAACUGGAGAAGCUCAUGGUGCGCAUCGGCGUCUUCAGCGUGCUUUACACGGUGCCGGCCACCAUCGUCAUCGCCUGCUACUUCUACGAGCAGGCCUUCCGGGACCAGUGGGAGCGCAGCUGGGUGGCCCAGAGCUGCAAGAGCUACGCCAUCCCCUGCCCCCACCUCCAGGCCGGCGGAGGACCCCCGCCGCACCCGCCCAUGAGCCCCGACUUCACAGUCUUCAUGAUCAAGUAUCUUAUGACGCUGAUCGUGGGCAUCACGUCAGGUUUCUGGAUCUGGUCUGGCAAGACCCUUAACUCCUGGAGGAAGUUUUACACGAGACUCACCAACAGCAAACAGGGGGAGACCACCGUCUGAGACCUGGGGGCUCGCUCAGCCGGUUCCCAGCCCUCGGCCCCGGGCCCAGCCACCUUUCCAAAAACCUUUCCCCAUGGAAUCCUGGCCAACCCUGGCUGCUCUAUGCUUCCUCACUUGACUAGACGCUUUCGCAGGCUUCUUUUUAACACCAUAGCUCCUGCAAAAGCUUCCGUCCCUGGGGGCAAAGGGACUCCAGGGCCCAACUGCCUGAGGGGGGAUGGACCGACCUCUCUCCCUGGUACCUGGACUGUACGCUUUUAUGAUUGUAAAUAGCCUGUGUAAGAUUUUUGUAAGUAUAUUUGUAUUUAAGUGACGACUGAUCACGCGAUUUCUUUUCCUUUUCUUUCCUUUUUUUUUUCUUUGUUUGUUUCAAUUUGAAUUACUUAGGGCGGUUUAACCAUUGAAGCUUUUCCUUCUUGCCCCUUUCGGAGUACUACAGAGAUAAAAACAGUGCACCCGUAGGGUGCUCCCGCGGGUUCGCGCGCGCGCCCCUCCUGCCGCCCUGCUGCCGGGUGGGUGGGGUGCAUCUUGGGCUGCAGGUCCGGGUCACUUUCCACCCCCUUGUUCUGCUCCCUCCCUUCCUCUCCUUGCUUGAGUUUGGAGAUCUUAAGGUACUGAACUUCUUAAAGCUUUCAAGUCUUCCCUUGUCGGGGCCAGAUUUCCAAGGUCUGCCCCUUUGACUCCCGGAAGCUGAAUUUUUCACUGUUAAGAACCUUCCCCCUAGUUUCAAGGAGGCCCACGUCUGUGGUUGCCUCAGUCCCAGACUUCCUCUGCACCGGCCUCCAACGCCCAGACACUCCCUCCUUCCACCUAAGUCGGUUAGAGGGUGAGUGGGAUAACCAAUGCCAAACUUUUUAAAGUCUAAUUUUUGGUGGAUGAGCUCAUUUCAUUCUCUAGUGUCUAAAACCUGGUAUGAGUUUGGCCAGCGUCAUGGAAAGAUGUGGUUACUGAGAUUUGGGAAGAGGCAUGAGGCUCUGCGUGGGUUGGGAGGGACUGAAGAUGGGGGUUAUAAAAUGUUCAUUCUAAUUGUAUACUGAUGCCUGGCAACCUGCCUGUAGGACUGAGACAGUCCCGGUUUAGAUUUUAGCAUUCUGUGAAAUGGAAAUGUUGAGGUCACCUGGAAAGCUUUGUCGAGGAAUUGAUCUUUGCUUUCCUUAACAGGACUGCAGGACAUAAACUGAAUAUGAAAAUUUGAAGGAGAUUUCAGUGUAAUGGACUUCCUCAAAAUGAAGUGCUACUUUCUGAUUUUUUUAAUCAAAUAAUAAUUAGACAUAUAUCAGAAACUUUAAAAUGUAAAAGUUGUACUUUGGACAUAUUAUGGUUCUUAUUCAGCAACACAUUCUGAGGGAGGAACAAUCCACAUCAUUAAUAACAACCUGGUAAGAGUCCCAGAGGUAAAGGAGGUGGAAUAAUUGAUGGGAUUAGCUCCUGAAAUUAACAAAAUAUGGGCAUGCAUGCUAAAAGGGAAACUGUGCAGGUCUGCUGCAUUAAAUCCUGUAUGCUCCUUUUUGGAUUUACAGAAAUGUAUCAAAUGUAAAUCUUUCAAAGCCAUUUAAAAUAUUCACUUUAGUUCUCUGUGGAAAAGGUGAGACAAGCAAUCCUCCUGAUUGUAUUGUAAACUUUAAGAGUUUAUUAAAAUGCCGGUACUUAGGACCUAAAUUUAUGUCUGUCAUACCCUAAAAUGACAAUGGUCUUUGAAUUUGGUAUGCAUUUAUUCUGUUCACUAUCACAAAAUCAUCUAUAUUUAUAGAGGAAUAGAAGUUUAUAUAUAUAUAUAUAUAUUAUACCAUAUUUUUAAUUUCGCAAAUAAAAAAAUCAAAGUUUUGUACAAAAUUAUAUGGUUUUUUUGCCUGAAAAUAAUAGCGUUGAAACUGUCUAAACUACAAACUAUCUUUACAUUUUAUAGUGUCUCAUGGCCAGUCCCACAGUAUAUAAAUUCAGGAAUUCAAUGAAAAAGCCCAUCUUUAAACCUUCAUACCCAUCCUUCCAAAGACUUAUCAUACUUGCAUUGUGAUUGACAUUGUGAAGUCCCUAGAAAAGAUCUGCUUGCAGGACAGUAACAAUAUAAAAGAGAAGUUUGAACAUUAUUUCUUUACUCAAAGAAAAUUAUUAAAAAGAGAACUCUAAUUUUAAUAUUAAACCUUUUUUUGUUUCAAGGGGUAAGUUUACAUGAUUUUUUAUAAUAUGGAGGUUUAUUUUUAAAUCAUCAGCCAUCACCUUUUUCACAGUUUUUAUGAGGUAUUGUCUUAUAUUUUCCAUAAUCUUGUAUAUUCCAAAACCAUAAAUAGGUAUUCAAUAAAUGGUUAACUGAC
Messenger RNA from Myotis daubentonii (Daubenton's bat), 4821 nucleotides. RefSeq names its product frizzled class receptor 1 (gene FZD1). Gene Ontology annotation, molecular function: Wnt receptor activity; Wnt-protein binding. The record is from RefSeq and is a predicted model, not a curated record. NCBI's taxonomy places the organism in Eukaryota, Metazoa, Chordata, Mammalia, Chiroptera, Vespertilionidae. Gene Ontology annotation, cellular component: plasma membrane. Gene Ontology annotation, biological process: non-canonical Wnt signaling pathway; canonical Wnt signaling pathway.